Orbicella faveolata is the source of this 2526-nucleotide messenger RNA. Its product is annotated as serine/threonine-protein phosphatase 6 regulatory subunit 3-like. The record is from RefSeq and is a predicted model, not a curated record. NCBI's taxonomy places the organism in Eukaryota, Metazoa, Cnidaria, Anthozoa, Scleractinia, Merulinidae. Gene Ontology annotation, cellular component: nucleus; cytosol. Gene Ontology annotation, molecular function: protein phosphatase binding; protein phosphatase regulator activity.
UUGAUAAAGGGAGGCUGUUUUUCUGAGGAGGGCUAAGGCGUAAUACCGGAAAACUGCAGAGUUAACAUUCGACUAACCAGUUCCAGGCUCCUAGGACAAAGCGGUACGACAGAGGCUCUCCUACACUAUGCUGCAUAUAAUUUCCCGACAUUUACAACCAGCCAAAUAACAGACUCUAAUUCAUCUAAGUCCUUCAUAAACCCUGCCUGGUUGUCUAUCAAUUCCCCCGAGGGUUCUACGUCAGACAACGUCAGAGCUGACUAAUGAUGCCAGUCGCAGGUUUCCGAAAUGAAUACCAUGGUAAUAUCUCCUGACUUCAGUAGUACGUUAAAACCUUCCAAGAGACCUUCAUACUUGGAAACAUUUUCUUCCAAUCUUUCUUCUGGGUGGAGACAGGCACUGUUUAGGGAACGCUUGUCCCAGCCAGGCCAUGAAUCCGGACCAUUUGAGAGAUCGGGGAGAUAGGGGAUCUAAAAAUCCUGACGAACUGUUCGAAAGGCUCCUUGCCCUAGAGCCAAGAGACGGUGAUCAACGUCUCUUGAUUGAGUAAUAUUGCAAAUUUUCCUCCCAGUUUUCCCGAACCCAGUUACCGUGGGAAUCCCACUUCCCGCCCUCUCUCCUUAAUUACUCCCAAUCUGUCUUCCUGUGUCUCGCGGGUGGGGGCGGGGUACUCGGGGAUGAUCGAAUAGGCCGGGCAAAUAUCAAAACCCCCCAAAAUCCCUAGGGCUUCCAAAAUGAAUCCCCCCUAAAAAAGUCCCUGGACCAAAAAUAAACACCAAGAAAAUCCCAUGCCAAAACAGAUGCAAUGUAAUGCGGCACCGUCUUUAAAUAUAUAACGAGCGUAAAACAAGUUUGGUUGUACACCUGGAAGCCAGAGUACUUUAAUCGCAGAACUACGCGGCCGGAUCACUACCAAGAAUCUUAAUUAUUCGUAUUGUUCUGAAUAUCCCCAAAAAUCCCUACUUAAAUCAAGCCACCCCAAAAAAUACUUGUCAAAUUUUCCUUCCAUAAAAAUACCGGAAACGAAAAUUUUAACACCCCCAAAAACCUUAGUUCAUCCCCUUCACUUGAAAUCUGGUGUAAGCCCCCCUUGGAGAGCUUGAAGUCCGCGUCGCUGAGGAAAUUUCAGGUGCGAGUUUUUUGUUUCGGAGACGGAGCUAGCUGUGGGGGAGUUUUUGCGAGAAUUGAAGAAACCACUGGGGAAGGAGGAUGGCUUGGGAAGGGUGGGUGCUUGUGGCCUGUAAUCUCCUUUGGCGGCCAUCUUGAAUAUGAAAAUCACGUGCUCAAACUGCGAAACAUAUUAUGGUCCAUAAGACUCAUUUCCAUUUUCCUUCUAUAUUCUUGCUCCAUUGUAAAGCUGAGUGAACUCGUUUCCCGCCGUUAGACUAACAUACAUUCUUCCGAACGUUUCCGUCGAUUACCUCCUCUAUAACAGAGAAACGUCCCUGACAUUUCCAGCUUAUUAAUGGUGGUAUAAGACUAUCAGUUCAUGUUAUGUGAAACAAAGUAUUUCGAGCGCAUGCGGUCACGACAGCCAACAGUCUCUUGGAAAUAGUGGUGGAUUUCAUGUUCAGUUGAGGUUUUGGUUUUACAGUGGAACGUUCGUAAGCUGGGAAAGUAAGCAGUUUGCAUGGUGAAAAUUAUGGCGGUUAUAACCCGUCGAAACAGUUAAAGCCGCCAUCUUUACGGCCAGCUCAGCAGUGCGAAGCGAAAGUUGUUACAGGACUUCGUGGAUCGUGGAUGGGCUCAAACAAGAAGUUUUCAUUCUGCUACACUUGAGAAAUCUCAUGCAAACGCUUAUAUUUUAGCUUAUUUGGUCUUUAUAAGACCUAUUUCCAGAAUCGUGAGGAGGAAUAUAUACAAGAACGACGCAAAAUGUUUUGGAAAUUCGACUUGCACCCUAGCUCUGCUAUAGAUACUAUGUUAACAAGAGAGGACUGCACUUUGAGCGAAAUAUUGGAUGAAGAUGACGUUCUGCAAGAGACGAAAUCACAAAAUAGAAAGUUGGUGGACUUUUUUAUUAGACCAGAGAUCUUAGAGGAACUAGUAAACCUAGUUCUACAACCACCAGAUGAAAGUAAAGAGGAAUGUCUCAAAUACAAACAUCCCAACAUGGCUUGUGAAGUGUUAACAGCAGACGUAUACGCAAUAAUUGACAAGCUAACAAACAAUGAGGAUCUACUCAACAAAAUUUGGUCAUUUAUGGAAUCUGAACCCCCCCUUAAUCCUCUGCUAGCAAGUUUUUUCAGUAAAGUUAUGGGCGUUCUUAUAAGUAGGAAAACAUCUUUGAUGUUAGAGUACUUAAAAAGUAAAGAAGAUUUUGUCAAUGCCAUUGUGAAACACCUUGGGACAUCUGCCGUCAUGGACUUACUCCUUCGGUUAAUUACCAGCGUGGAGUCUCCACAACUGCGGCAAGACUUACUUGAGGUAAAGCUCACUAUUUGUAAUUCCCUUGCUUUUAUUUUGACAUUGCACUUAAAUUUUGAACUGGGCUUUUGAGUGACCCAUUCAACUUAUGCUACUUUU